UCACUGUAGGCUAUGUCCAUUCAGCGCGAAAAGCAAAAUUCGAUGCGGUACUUCAUGUUGUAAUGAGAUUCGCUGCCUUGGCCUUGUCUCUGCACUGCUCUCGAUAUCUACGUCUACUACCUCCUGUUUACAAUUGUGUCAAAAUGUCGUCUAUCUCAAGACCAGCUAAACUGUCUUUUCUUGACUUCGAUGCAGUCGGUGUGGAUUUGGACCACACACUCUGUAAAUACAAGCUGGAUAACACCUUUUCGCUGAUUUAUAAUAGUUUAGCUGAGGUAGUCGUUAGCAGAAAGGGGUACAGUAAAGAACUUCUGGAGCCUUUCCAUAAAGACAGAGAUUUUUGCACAAAGGGGCUAGUCUUCGAUGCCAAGAAGGGAAACUUCCUGAAACUGUCCAGAGAGGGCGACAUUCUCAGGGCGAGCCAUGGGACCACACCCCUCAGCCAGGAUGAGGUGUGUCGGAUCUACGGUAGUCAAGCACGAUGGGAACACUUUGACUUCUUGAAAGAUACGCUCAAACAAACAGGUGGGACUUAGGCUAGGAUGUACGAUACUUUAUUCAACAUGUUACUAAUUCUCUCCUU
Messenger RNA from Strongylocentrotus purpuratus (purple sea urchin), 583 nucleotides. Its product is annotated as 5'-nucleotidase domain-containing protein 1-like. Gene Ontology annotation, molecular function: 5'-nucleotidase activity. Bases 63 to 536 code for a protein of 157 amino acids. The record is from RefSeq and is a predicted model, not a curated record. The transcript is spliced from 3 exons. NCBI's taxonomy places the organism in Eukaryota, Metazoa, Echinodermata, Echinoidea, Camarodonta, Strongylocentrotidae.